Messenger RNA from Psylliodes chrysocephalus, 2157 nucleotides. NCBI's taxonomy places the organism in Eukaryota, Metazoa, Arthropoda, Insecta, Coleoptera, Chrysomelidae. The record is from the annotation of a GenBank genome assembly.
CAAUAAUGGAAGGAACUAAUUUUUAAUUUUGACUGUCUUGUUUUGACGUGGUUUUGACAGAGGAAUAAAUGUCAAGUAUUUGAAUAUUUUAAAUUUUUAAAAUAUAAUAAUGUACUUGAAAAUAAUUCAAUUAAGUUUAUUAAUAACCGGGAUUUUUAGUAAAUUAGCUUAUGCUUCGGCUGGGGAUCAUUCCCCUUAUUAUCAGAGAUGCGUGGAGAGGUGUGACUUGAUAAAUUGUACAGAAGAUGGAAAGGAAUUUAAAGAAGAUCGUCAACCGCUUAUUCUUAAGGUUACUUUGUGGAACUGCAAUCAUGAAUGUAAAUAUGAGUGUAUGUGGAGAACUGUAGAAGCGUUUCAUGAUCGUAAUUGGAGAACUCCACAAUUUUAUGGAAAAUGGCCUUUUAUCAGAUUAUUUGGUAUGCAAGAACCAGCAUCAGUUAUUUUUUCUUUAUUAAAUGCCUACGUACAUAUCAAAAUGAUGAGAAAAUUUAGAGAAAAAGUGAGACCUAAUAGUCCCUUGGUUUGGCUAUGGAAUGUAUUUUUUAUUGUUUCUGUACAUGCGUGGUUUUGGUCAGCAGUAUUUCAUUACAGAGAUUUUCUGUUUACAGAAAUUUUAGACUAUACCUGUGCAUUUUCACUAAUUCUUAUGAACUGCUAUCUAAUGAGCAUAAGACUGCUACAUGAAAAGGUAUCAAAAUACAUAUUAACUGGAAUUACAAUAGUUUUUCUACUAUUUUUAAUGAGUCAUGUAGCUUAUUUAAGUACGGGAAAAAUUGAUUAUGGAUAUAAUAUGGAAUUAAAUAUUUCUGUUGCAACUUUUUCUGCAUUAUGCUGGUUUGCUUGGUGUUUUUACAACAGAAAGAGACAAAAAUAUGUGUGGAAAUGUGCUAUAUAUCUGGCAUUAUCUGGAAUGACAUUGUUAUUGGAAUUACUUGACAGGCCUCCAUAUUUUUACACCUUUGACUAUCACUCCCUUUGGCAUCUAUCUACAGCUCCUCUCAUCAUAUUUGUAUACAGUUUUGCUAUAGAUGACUGCAAAUACCUCAGACAAAAGAAAAUAGAUGCAGAUGCAAAGAAAAUGCCUUGAGAACGAGAAAACAUCAAAUUUAAGAAAAUUAGACUAAGAAAGGGGUUUAAUACCAUCAAAAUUAAUAAAGGAAUAUCAUUUUAUCGAUAAAAAUAAUUAUUUGAAUUUUUUUCUAGUCCUGUAUAUAUGUAUAUAAAAGUGCAAUACUAUAAGUAAUAUUAUUAUGGACUCUCCAAAUCCUAAGAGUUCAAAAAAUGAAAGAAAAAAAAAUGUAUGUAGUUUGUGUCAUUCUUUUUUAAAUUCUUUACUCACCAACAGAGUAUUCAACUGCUCAAAUAGCCAUCAGCAUAAAUGAAAAUAAAUACUGUGGUACAGAUUUUGAGUAUUUAUUUUCAUUUCUUUUAUAUUUAUUAGGAUUUUUUAAAUAGUACAACGAAGACAAAUAUUGUCCAAAAUAAUUCAAAUUUUUCUAUAAAUUAUAAAUGUCAGCAAGUAAUGUAACGCAUGUUUUAUAGAAAGGUUUUCCUACUAAGCUAUUAUAAUCUGCCAGGGGUUUGAUAUUCCUCAAUAUAUUCUAUAUUGAUUUGAAUUAUAAAUUUUUGUUAGUGUUGUGACAAUCUGUAUUUUCUGUUCAAUGAUUAUUUAGUAUAACAAUUUUAUCAAUUACAAUUGAAUACAUUUAUAAUUAAUUUAUCCAAAAUAAAUUGAAUGAUAUUGUUCGUUUAUUAUAUUUUCGACUGAAUGAAAACCAGCUAGUAUUUAAAAGAUACAUUUAAUUUAAAAAAAAUAUCAUGCCAUUUGUAAGUUUUUCUUUUUAUACCAUUAUAUUGAUAAAUAUAAAACUUGUGAUUAUAUGGAAUUUUAUUUAUACCGUUCAUAUAUCUAUUGCAUUCAGAGGUUUUCUCGCCUUCGAGAAAAUUUUACUCAAGACUCCUUUGGUACUUGGAAUACAAACGAGCGCCAGAUUAUUUAAUGUGGUUUACUUCACAACCUUUCGAUGCGGCGUCAAAAGGACACAGGUAACACCAGAUGGAGAUUCGAAAUAUUGCAGGGGUCCAAAUGUUCUUGUCUUAGACUAAAAAAUUGAAUCGUUUAUUUUAGAAACAACCUAACUUUUAAAGAAAUUUCAG